Molecule: messenger RNA, 1641 nt
Organism: Branchiostoma belcheri (Belcher's lancelet)
Lineage: Eukaryota; Metazoa; Chordata; Leptocardii; Amphioxiformes; Branchiostomatidae
Exons: 3
Coding region: 1-1641 (546 amino acids)
Biological process (GO): G protein-coupled receptor signaling pathway
Cellular component (GO): membrane
Molecular function (GO): peptide binding; G protein-coupled receptor activity
Source: RefSeq, a predicted model, not a curated record
AUGAUGAGUACGCUGCCGCCUCCGCUGAGUUUCCACAACCGAUCAUCGAUUCCCGCGGCUUGGGACGGCCUUCCCGCCGAGACCAGACCCUCCCCUGCUGCCGCUUCUCCCGGUGUCUUCCUACCAGACUUGCCGCUGAGAACUUGGCUCUUCAUAGCGGGCUACUGCGCACUCUUCGUUCUUUGUUUGAUCGGUGACAUCGCUGUGGCAGUCAUGGUUCACGGCUUGGGGAAGAGGAGAGGGGGAACGGUGUAUUAUUUCGUCCUUAACAUUCUACUUGCUGAUUUACUGAUUGGAAUCUUCUGCACUCCGUUCACACUGGUUGGAAACACACAAGAAGACAAGAGCCUGAGCAGGGUCCUCUGUAGGAUGACUCCACUGAUAGAGGGCGUGGUGGUCUGUGGGUCAACCUUCACUCUGGCUGCCAUCGUCGUUACAAGUUACAGUCAGCGAGACCAUCGAUCCCCAGACGUCAGCACCAAGAAAAUAGCAUACGUCCUCUGCUGUAUCUGGUCAAUGGCAAUCACCAUCAACAUUCCGCAGGCCUUCGCUCGAGAUGCGCUUCUGACAACGAACCCCUCCGGCGAGACGUAUAGGUGCCAGGAGACCUGGGGCAACAGCCAGGCGUAUCUACUCUACAAAGGCGUGCUCGUGGCUCUGGGCUUCCCGGGACCGCUGCUCUUUAUAGUCUUUGCACAUCUUGUUGGAGUUACCGGGUUACCUGGUCUGAAGAAAAACCAGGACGCCACCACGUUUUACGUUACUACAGGGGAAAACAACAUUCCCGGAGGUCACACCAGAGGUCGGUGCUUGGAAGAAACAGUAAUAUCGCCAGACGGGAGAUCAAAUCCCGGAGAGAGGAACCGCCUUUUUGGCGGCACGAAUGGAGACUUCAUCGCCCCGGAAGCUUUUAGUAAAGAUUUAUCGGCUGAUUCUUCGAUCAACGACAUUGGAAACAUCAAUACGGUCGCCUGUUGUGCCGGCACGUCCUGCAAUAAUUGUGAUUCUUCCAAGACUGCCUUUCCCCGAGGCCAUGCAGGAGCCGAUUGGCCGUCACCGCCCAGCGUCUUAUCGGCGGAUUACAGCAUGUUGGUGCCGACGCCAUCCGUUGACACCGUGGAGGAAAGUUGCGCCAAUACCCCGAACACCUUACCAGACGAUGAACACCCCUCCCAGGCUACACAUUCUGUGGAACAGUCGCGGUCAUUCGUUCCUGUUUCAGACACGACGGGGUCUGAGGAGUCUGAACUAGAUAAGACUAAACAAACAGCGUAUCAGUGUAGUACCCUUGCCGUUAGUUCACACCUGCUAAGAGCACUCACGGUGCUUUUUCUCAUUACAUGGCUGCCGUUCUACACCUGCUGGGCAUUAGACACCUACGCCAAACUUACAAACACGACGUGCAAGAAUAUUCAUGAGUACUUCCAUCCCAUAUCGCAGUGGAUAGCGUUCUCCAACAGUCUUUUAACUCCGUACGUUUCUGGAUAUUAUGUUGGCUGUUUUAAGCUGCCUUGCGUUCGUAGGAAGUCGAGCGAAUCUGCACUAGAGGUGGAAACAUCAGAAGGAGGGGAGGAAGAAGAUAAAGAAGAUGAUGAGGUAGAGGAAGAUGUGGAUGAGGAGAAUCCUGUCACCUGGAUAUAA